Racocetra persica is the source of this 348-nucleotide messenger RNA. The record is from the annotation of a GenBank genome assembly. Lineage: Eukaryota; Fungi; Glomeromycota; Glomeromycetes; Diversisporales; Gigasporaceae.
GUUUCCAAAAACAUUAAUCAACCAGAAAAAGAUCGUUCAUUGAAAAGAAAGAAACGUAGUAAGUUAAGUGAAGAUGAUGAAAUUUACAUUCAAUCAAUGACCGCAAUUAGUGAAAGUAAAAAAUUGUCUGCACAAACAAAACAACAACAAUAUGAUUUAGAAAAAGAAAAAUUGCAAUUUGAGCGUGAAAAAUUCGAUCAUCAAAAACAUAUUGAAUUAGAAAAUAUAAAAUUAGCAUUAGAAAAACAUAAAUUAGAACUAGAGUAUAAAAUGAAAUUGGAGUUAAGCGUUAAAGAGCUAGAAAUAAAGUAUAAGUAUAAUGUAGAGGUAAGAGAAAAUUCGUUGUAA